Molecule: messenger RNA, 3298 nt
Organism: Onychostoma macrolepis
Lineage: Eukaryota; Metazoa; Chordata; Actinopteri; Cypriniformes; Cyprinidae
Gene: cry1b
Product: cryptochrome circadian regulator 1b
Exons: 13
Coding region: 567-2378 (603 amino acids)
Biological process (GO): circadian regulation of gene expression; entrainment of circadian clock by photoperiod; negative regulation of DNA-templated transcription
Cellular component (GO): cytoplasm; nucleus
Molecular function (GO): DNA binding; FAD binding
Source: RefSeq, a predicted model, not a curated record
CUGACGAUUCACGGGGUGAAUUAAAAUUGACAUUCAACUAAAGGACAACAAUCGUGUGAAUAUUCAUCGCUAAUCGACGCCUGUACUGUCAUACGGAUAGAGAACAUGUACUUACAUAUGGAUUUAAUCUGAAAACCCAUAUAUUUAACGUUUUAGGAAGAAGUUAAACGGCUGUUGUUUUUCUUUCUGUCUUCGCGAGUCCAUGUUGACGUUCGCGUGCUUUCUUUGUUGAGGUUUUCUUGCGCGUGUUUUUUUUUCAUAUCAAUCUGUCAGUUUUACACUUAGUGGUGCGUGUUUUUGUCGAGGCGUACGGUAGAAACAAACAGUAAACUCGCUGAUGCACUGGCAUCGUGUCCAUCACAGGGUGCGUAAAGCAACUAUAUGAAUUUUCGCUGUGUAAUUCAGCAGGCACGAGCGCAGAGAUCCAACUUCAACAUGAGAAAAGUUUUUCUUGAGCAAGGCUGAAGAAGACGUAACCAGAUCAGACUUUAUAGUCCGGGUUUGCCAAGUUUGGGAGUUGCUGGAGCAUUCGUGAUCUCAGAAGGGACUGCGGUACAUUAGGAAUAAUGGUGGUCAAUACGAUCCACUGGUUCAGGAAGGGCUUAAGGCUCCAUGAUAACCCAUCUCUGCGGGACUCUAUAAUAGGAGCCGAUACUCUGAGAUGCGUUUACAUACUGGACCCCUGGUUUGCAGGAUCGUCCAACGUGGGAAUCAGCAGAUGGAGGUUUUUGCUGCAGUGUCUUGAGGACUUGGACGCCAGCCUUCGCAAACUUAACUCUCGCCUCUUUGUCAUCAGGGGACAACCCACGGAUGUCUUUCCAAGACUUUUCAAGGAGUGGAACAUCACCCGGCUGUCAUAUGAGUACGACUCUGAGCCCUUCGGGAAAGAUCGUGAUGCAGCCAUUAAGAAGCUGGCCACUGAGGCAGGGGUGGAGGCUUUCGUCAGGAUCUCCCACACACUCUAUGAUCUGGACAAGAUCAUAGAGUUGAAUGGAGGACAGUCUCCUCUUACCUAUAAACGAUUUCAGACGCUCAUUAGUAGAAUGGAUGCUGUGGAAAUACCAGCGGAGACUAUCACGGCUGAAGUCAUGGGCAAAUGCGCCACACCAGUCAGCGAUGACCACGAUGACAAGUUUGGUGUUCCCUCUCUGGAAGAGCUCGGUUUUGAAACAGAUGGGCUGUCCUCGGCUGUGUGGCCUGGUGGAGAGACUGAAGCUCUGACUCGACUAGAGAGACACCUGGAGAGGAAGGCUUGGGUGGCUAAUUUCGAGCGUCCCAGAAUGAAUGCUAAUUCCCUGCUGGCCAGCCCCACAGGCCUGAGCCCUUACCUCCGGUUCGGCUGCCUCUCCUGCAGACUUUUCUAUUUCAAACUCACAGACCUCUACAGAAAGGUCAAGAAAAACAGCGUCCCACCAUUGUCCCUUUAUGGUCAGCUGCUCUGGCGUGAGUUCUUCUACACGGCUGCCACUAACAACCCACACUUUGACAAAAUGGAGUUCAAUCCCAUCUGCGUGCAGAUCCCGUGGGACAGGAACCCCGAAGCUCUGGCGAAGUGGGCAGAGGGCCGGACUGGUUUCCCGUGGAUUGAUGCCAUAAUGACCCAGUUGAGGCAGGAGGGGUGGAUCCACCAUCUGGCCAGGCAUGCUGUUGCUUGCUUCCUCACGCGUGGAGACCUGUGGAUCAGCUGGGAAGAGGGCAUGAAGGUGUUUGAGGAGUUGUUGCUGGAUGCAGACUGGAGCGUCAAUGCUGGAAGCUGGAUGUGGCUUUCAUGCAGCUCAUUCUUCCAGCAGUUCUUUCACUGUUACUGUCCGGUGGGCUUCGGUCGACGUACUGACCCUAAUGGAGACUAUAUAAGACGCUAUUUGCCCAUAUUGAGGGGCUUCCCUGCUAAAUUCAUCUAUGACCCUUGGAAUGCCCCAGAAAGUGUUCAGAAGAUUGCAAAGUGCAUAAUCGGAGUGCACUACCCUAAACCCAUGGUUAAUCACGCUGAGGCCAGCAGGAUAAACAUCGAGCGAAUGAAGCAGAUUUACCAGCAGCUGUCCUGCUACCGGGGCCUCGGGCUCCUUGCAACUGUUCCAUUCAACACAACCAACAAUGGAGAUGGUAAUGGAGCAGGAGACAACACACAGGAGAGCACUCACAUUACAGUGCACCCAUCACCAGCAAGUUCUCAACCAGAGUUCUCACCAUUUCCAGUGUCAUGUGGUCAGCAGUCUGGAAAUAUUGUGCAGCCACAACCAGGUUACUCAGGUAGCGGUAUGGUUGGACAAGCCCACAAACAGUCACAGAGAGGGAGAGGGACAAGUACUUUGAAACGACAUAAUGAAGAGAGAGCUUCAGACAGUGCAUCGAAGAUUCAGAGGCAUGACAGUAACUAGCUGUCUCGGAAGCAAGGAUUUACACGCACCCCUCCUCGGACUAGUGUUUGGACCUGUCCCGAAUCGUAGCACGAAGGACAAUGUCUCUGCAUGCCAUAUCUACUCCUCCAUGCUUAGAUUUUCCCGUUAUGCUUUGCCAUGAUGUUAUUCUGCUUGUAGAGCUUGAGUUAGCAUUGAGGUCAAUCGUGUGGUGGUCCGGGAAACUGUAAACUAAGCCGUUCGGCAUGAUAUAAUGUAUGUAGUUACAGCAUUUAAGAUGUCUACAUUUUUGCAAGCUGUAUGUUGAUGUAUUGUGGAGGAAAAUGGUUUAUAGUAUUCAUGCAGUCCAAAUGUCAGUCAUCAGUUUCUCUCUGAAAGUGUGUGUAUCUAGCAUCCCAGUUGAUGUCCAUUUGUGCAGUGUUGGUUUUUUGGCACUAACUGUGCUAUGUAAUAUUAAGAGGGAUUUAUUUGGAAAUUCAUCAUCUUAAUAGCGAUAAUCAAGAGCAUACUGGACACUAAUUGAGAAUCUUUUUAUUGAUCUAAAUGUUCAAUUCUAAUUUAUAAAUAGACACAUUAAAAUGUCUGUGAAGUCCAGAGCAAAAAUUUGUAUAUUAAGUUUGAUUUUCGCUUUUUAUAAUGGAGUAACUAUCAUUGAGGCCUGUGGCUCUUAAGCACAAGUGGAUUUGUUUCAAGACAAUUACAGGGAAACAAAGCCUACUAUGUAUAUAAGCGUAUACUGUAAGUAAUUCACUUUACAAACCAUUGUACAUAACGUUUUUCUUAUUUACAGACUCGCUGUUAUAUUUUUUAUAUGAGAGACAAUACCUUUUUUGAAUGUUGUAAUGUCUUCUUUAUAAAUCACCAUUAAAACGUGAUUAUGAGAUCAUUCGAAGCAUGUUCAUCAGUAUUCAGUAUUAUUAAUAAAAAAUUCUUGACAUUCA